This is a messenger RNA of Prunus armeniaca (apricot), 1170 nucleotides long. The record is from the annotation of a GenBank genome assembly. NCBI's taxonomy places the organism in Eukaryota, Viridiplantae, Streptophyta, Magnoliopsida, Rosales, Rosaceae.
AUGGGGGUCAAAACUGAUUUGCAACCCGAGUAUGGAGAAAGACAUACUCGUUUGCCUCCCGAGACUUGGAAUUUGUACAGAGCAGAGAAGAGAGAGGUUUGCAAUUCUUUCUAUGGUAUGAAGGUCCCUGAAUGUUAUUCUUCAAAUAUAAAAAAUCUUGUAUCUUUACAAGAUUCAAGACUUCUUAGCCUUAAAUCACAUGAUUGUCAUACCUUAAUGCAACAAUUGCUCCUUGUGACAAUUCAUUCUGUUUUGGAGAAGCCUGCAAGUACAGUUGGAGUGCCUUCAAGCCAAAAGAUGGGAGUUUCAAAGCCAUUAUCAGGUUGCACAGUGAGCGUAGUUGAUCGGGACCUGUUGAACCAAGCACAUCUAUAUGUCUUGGAGAAUACGGAGGAAGUCCUACCUUAUAUCGAGCAACAUAUGAUCCACAUCAAGACCGCUUAUCCAAAAUUUAGAAAGAGAACAAAGUGGCUGCAGGAUAAGCACAAUAGCACUUUCAUUCAAUGGCUACGCUUCAAGGUUCAAAGUGAACUUAAUAAGGAAGACAAUCAUGGCAUAUCAGAAAAUUUAAGGUGGCUAGCAGCUGGUCCAAACAUGGCAGUGCCAUCAUAUAGGAGCUAUCUUAUUAAAGGUAUUAAAUUUAACAUCAAGGCACAAGAUGAUGUGCGGACAACUCAAAAUAGUGGAGUUUAUUUACUUGCACAUACCAUGCAAGUUGCUAGUGCCAAGGAUAAAAACCCAAUUCUCUCAAAUAUGGGUUUCUAUGGUGUCAUUCAAGAAAUUUGGGACCGUGACUACCAAAAGUUUACAAUCCCAGUCUUUAGGUGUGAUUGGAUAGAUAGUACUUCUGGUCUUGUAGUCGACGAACUUGGAUUUACCCUUGUAGAUUUGAGUAAAAUUGGACAUAGGAAUGACCAAUUUGUUUUGGCUUCUCAAGUCAAACAAGUAUUUUUUGUUGAUGACCCAAUGCAUCGUGGUUGGUCGGUAGUGUUAUCAAUGCCUAAUAGAGAAUAUAAUGAUGUUAUUGGUGAUGAUGUCUUAGGUGAUGUGAGAAUUGAGUGUGAGCCAUUUACUAGAGGGAUGCCAAAUGUUGACACAUUUGAUGAACUAGUGGGUGAGUUUGGGAGUCAAAAUAUUCGAGAUGGGUGUGAAGAUAUAUGGAUUCAAUGA